AUGGGCAUCACGAGUGUUGUGGGCCCCGUCAGACAGACGGCCAAAGGACAUAAAUCUCCCUCCUUCUAUGAUAUGCCAAACGAACAGUUUUUGGCAUUUGCAUCCUUUACCACCACGGGUACCAAGAAGGCCCUCGCACUGUUAUGUCGCCACCUCUAUUGGCUCCUUGAACCUGA
Messenger RNA from Anthostomella pinea, 176 nucleotides. The record is from the annotation of a GenBank genome assembly. NCBI's taxonomy places the organism in Eukaryota, Fungi, Ascomycota, Sordariomycetes, Xylariales, Xylariaceae.